CACUCUUGGCAGACGCGCUCAGCCCAGUCUGAGCGAAUGCCGAACUUAUUUUGGACUGCCAAUCUAAUAUAGGAAGUUACAUUGUGUUCUGACGUUUUAUAAUAUUCCAAAUGUGUUAAAAAUUUCGCGUUGAGCCAACUGUCAAGUGAUGGAUUCGUGGGGCAUUCUGAAUGUGGACACGGCGACGCAGUUCAUAAGUCGUGAUGAUGAUAACGCCAGUUUUCGGAGAAAGGAACGCGUGACGAUCGAGAAGCUUCCAGACAAGGUCCUUCUUAACAUAUUCUCGUAUUUAUCCCACCGAGAGAUAUGUCGUAUGGCAACAGUAUGCAAGCGCUGGCGACUGGUCGCGUACGACACGCGACUUUGGACGCACGUGAGCCUGCGGCCUGAGAUCUCUGGGUUGCAUGUUGGCUCCCUGGAAUCUCUGCUGGCCCUCAUCACGGUGAGGUUUGGGUCAUCACUGCGCUACAUCGAGCUACCCAUUGAGUUGAUCACACAUACCGUGCUACAUGAGCUGGCGGCGAAAUGCCAGAACUUGACGCAUAUGCUUCUGGACUUUAGUACAGCCAUGCAGCUUCACGACUUCUCUGAGAUGCAGGCUUUCCCCACCAAGCUUCGAUACCUCUGCAUCUGUUUGUCUGAGGUCAUCUUCAUGGAGGGCUUCAUGCGGAAAAUAUACAACUUCAUCAACGGAUUGGAGAUAUUACAUCUUAUUGGAACAUACGAGAAAGUUGAGGAAGAGGAGGAGGAGAUAUACGAGGUGAUCAACGUUCACAAGCUCAAGUCCGCCACGCCAAAUUUGCGCGUCAUCAACUUGUACGGGAUCAACUUCGUUGAUGAUUCCCAUAUCGACGCAUUCAGUUCCAACUGUAUUCAGCUGGAGUGCCUAGCAGUGAACUACUGCAACAAGGUGACGGGUUCCACUAUGAAGACGCUGUUCCAGAGGUCUCGACGUCUGACUUGCCUGCUGAUGCAUGGAUGUAGUCUCCAAUCGGAGCACGUGAUGCAGGUGGAAUGGGAGAAGUCGUCCAUCCAGGAGCUGGAUGUGACCGCCACUGAUCUGAGCACGGAGUGUCUGAUAGACAUGUUGACGAGGAUACCGAAUCUUCGCUUCUUCAGCGCUGGCCAGAUCAACGGGUUUAAUGACUCAGUGUUGAAAGCGUGGAUGGAGGCGGGGACUUCUAGGAAUCUCGUAGCUCUAGACGUGGACGCAUCAGACAAUCUCUCAGACGAAGCUCUUCUUCGUUUCCUGCAGAGGCAUGGCAGUCAGCUCUGGGCGUUGGCUCUGGGUGGAAUGCCUCAUAUCACGGAUCAACUAUGGCAGAGUGUAUUGCAGCUGCUUACUAAUGCCAAAAUUCUUAUAAUGGGCACACAGGAGCGAUUAGGAGUCAAUAUUCACGUUGAUCAGUUGAUGGACGGUAUAGCGAACAACUGUCCGAAUUUGGAAAGGCUGGAACUUCGCUGGGACCCAGAAAACCUCAGAUUCAGUGACAAGAGUCAGAAGGCAAUCGACAUCUUACGCGUUAAGUGCCUGAAGCUGAAAUGCUUGGUGUUGAGUGAUGGGCGCUACUAUGAGAUCGUGAAGGCGAACUUUGAGCGAGCGGAUCGUACCACCGUUGUCAGAACCUCAACCAACUGCCGCGUCUCCAACUACUAUCUUCUCGCCAAUUAUAAGGAUUUGGUGUUCAAUUGACGCUUAGUUUAAUUGCACUUUGAAUAUUAUUUCCAACUACCCUACAUUACAGUAUU
Aricia agestis (brown argus) is the source of this 1749-nucleotide messenger RNA. RefSeq names its product F-box/LRR-repeat protein 2 (gene FipoQ). The record is from RefSeq and is a predicted model, not a curated record. Gene Ontology annotation, cellular component: SCF ubiquitin ligase complex. The transcript is spliced from 11 exons. Lineage: Eukaryota; Metazoa; Arthropoda; Insecta; Lepidoptera; Lycaenidae. Gene Ontology annotation, molecular function: protein binding. Bases 149 to 1693 code for a protein of 514 amino acids. Gene Ontology annotation, biological process: SCF-dependent proteasomal ubiquitin-dependent protein catabolic process; positive regulation of protein ubiquitination.